GGGAUAUAAAGGAGGGUUUUAUUCCACCUCAGCUCUCUGUGACGGCACCGUUUGUUGUUUAGGCUCCAACAAAGUUUCUGUUUCCCUUCUUCAGAAAGCUGAACUGAGAUGGAUCCUCAGACAGUGAAGUGGAAAUCCUGUGUCGUCCGGCUGCUGCUGCUCACUCUGUGUCUCAGAAACACAUCAUCAGCAGCUGGGAGUGUGGAGGAACAUCUGAAGAAAACUCUGGAGGACUGUCUGAAGGACAAAGACUACGAGGAUCUCCUGAACACGGUGCAGAGCGGCCUUCCUCACAUCCACCCCUCCCAUCACGUGGUCAUCGUCGGGGCCGGUGCUGCAGGACUCACGGCUGCAAAGCUGCUGCAGGACGCCGGGCACCAGGUAACUAUAGUAGAGUCCAGUGGGCGUAUUGGAGGCCGAGUGGAGACCUACAGGAGCGAGGAGGAGGGAUGGUUCGCUGAGCUGGGAGCCAUGAGGAUCCCCAAAUCUCACAGCAUCGUCCUCUGGUUUGCUGAAGAACUGGGGGUGAAGCUGAAUCCAUUCGUCAUGGAGGACGUGAACACUUUCUUCCUGGUGAACGGGCUGCGGAGGAGGACGUACGCUGUGAUCGCUAAUCCAAACAUCCUGAAGUAUAAAGUGUGGAAGAGCGAGAAGGGGAAGUCUGCAAACCAGCUGCUGCAGAGAGCUCUGCAGAAGGUGAAAGAUGAAGUGAAGGCACAUGGCUGCGAAGCUGCGCUCCAGAAGUACGACCACUACUCUGUAAAGGAGUAUCUGAAGGCAGAAGGUGGCUUGAGUCCGGAGGCGAUUAGGAUGAUCGGAGACUUACUGAACGAACAGAGCCUGAUGCACCUCGCUCUGUCCGAGAUGAUCUACAUCGAGAGCGACGUCAGCGACAACACCACGUACUAUGAGGUGACAGGCGGGUCUGAUCUGCUGACCGAAGCUUUCCACACUGUCCUCGACGUCCCCAUCCUCCUCAACUCUAAGGUGAAACGUAUCCGCCAAUCAGAUCGAGGGGUCAUCGUGUCCUAUCAGACCAAUCGAGAACUCCCUCUUACUGACCUUCAUGCUGACAUGGUCCUGGUGACCACCACGGCCAAAGCUGCUCUUUUCAUGGACUUUGAUCCACCUCUGUCCAUUAAAAAGAUGGAAGUCCUGAGGGGCGUCCACUACGAAAGUUCCACUAAGAUCAUCCUCACUUUUAAAGAGAAGUUCUGGUUGGAGGACGGCAUCCGAGGCGGGAAGAGCAUCACCGACGGUCCUUCUCGGUUCAUCUACUACCCGAGUCACAGUUUCCCGAAAAAUAAGACCAUCGGGGUUCUGCUGGCUUCCUACACCUGGGCCGACGACUCCCUCCUCUUCCUGGGAGCGAGCGACGAAGACCUCAAGGAGUUGGCGCUGAGAGACUUGGAGCAGAUCCACGGGAAGAAAGUGUGGUCUCUUUGCACCGGGGUGGUGGUGAAGAAGUGGAGCGCCGAUCCUCACAGCCUGGGCGCCUUUGCUCUCUUCACUCCCUACCAGCAUGCAGAAUACUACUCCAAGGAGCUGUUCAGAAGUGAAGGCAGGGUGCACUUUGCCGGGGAACACACCGCCUUCCCUCACGCCUGGAUCGAGACGGCCAUGAAGUCCGCGAUCAGGGCGGCUAUGAACAUUAACAAAAAGACAGCGAGAACUCAACAGCAAGACGAGUUGUAGCCUCUUAAAUCCUGCAAAUACUAGAGCUCGCUUUAGUUUUAAAGCCGUGAUGCAACAAGCAGAAAAACCAAAAGUAUAGUAGAAGUACUCAGAUCUUGUACUUGAGUAAAAGUAGAAGUACUCAGAUCUUCCUUUGUUGAGCUAUCAGACUUUCUUUUUCUUUAGUUUGUCUUACUUAAAAAAACGUGUGCUCACUGUCUACCUGACAAAAACAUAUAUUGUAGGAGUAUUCUUUUCAAAUGUUGAUUAUCUGGUCUCUCGUUUCUCAGUCAGAGCAUUACAUAAUAAUAAUAAUAAAACUAUUAAUAUAUAACAACAUUUUAAAAAUGGUUGUAAUUUAGAACUGUAUAUAAAUUACAGCACUUUUUUGUUGUUGUAAUAAUGAUAUGUUUAUUCAAACCCAAUUACCGGACAAAUCAAGUAUUUUCUAUUUAUGUUUAUAGUUCUUUGUAAUAUAUUUUUACAUAUAUAUAUUUAAGAAGUACAAUAUGAGACAAGCACGGGGGCCAAUUCAAAGUGGGCCACGGGCCGUAGUUUAGACACCCCUGCUUUAUAAUAUAUUCAAAGAUAUUGAUCUUGAAGGACUAAAUUAUCUCUGAGUAAAAGAAAAAGAAAAAGAAAAAACCUUCACUGAUUAAUAAUAAUACAAAAGAUGAUUAAAUAUGAAACUGAAAGCAUGUCGUUAGUGAAGGAAAUCCAAAAUGACUCAAUAAUAUAAUCUUUCAUCUUUAUUUCCUCUUUUCAGUUCACUUUUUGUGCAAAAUCUCCAAGAAAAGAUGCACACAUGUCGAUAUAUUGAUGCUGAGUUUUGAAUGAUCACCAGAUCAAAUACCAGCUGAUUAUGAUGAGAUUGCAUUAUACUGUAAGUGUUGGAGAAAAUACUGUUGUCUCCUCUUUAUGUGUCGUUUUAAUGCACUGAUAUCAUGUGUCGACCUUUCAGCUUUCUCUUUAUGAUAGGAGGAGGCAGGGCAUUUCAGGUUGUUGAUCUUUAUGAGGAGACAGGCACAUACUUGUUGUCUCCUACAGGUUGUUGAUUACAUUACAUUACAUUACAUGUUACUUGUUAGACGCUUUUAUCCAAAGCGACUUACAUACUCAAUACUGUGGGCAAUCCCCACAGGAGCAAUUUGGGGUGAAGUGUCUCAGGGACACAACGACAUGCAGUGGGGUUUGAACCUGUGACCCCCUGAUCCGAACACCAAGCCACAACCCACUGCACCACACGCCUACAUGUUGAUCUUUAUGAGGAGACAGGCACAUACUUGUUGUCUCCUACAUAUCUCAUUUUUUAUAAGUCCAGAAGAAGUCGCAGAUGACCCGUCGCAGAUGACCCGACUUUCCAACACCCACGGCUGAUAUUAGUGCCACCUCGCUUUACGACUUUGUUGUUAUCUCCGUGUUUUGGACUAUAUAAGCCUGAUGUUUUCUGCUGCUCCGUUGAGCAACAUACCCCAUGUGUGUGAGUUAACCCAUAUCCUUUGUAUGUGAUUUAACUCUGCUCCUUCUUGCAAGAAUAAACUAGAACCUGAUUAUUGAUUCUCAA
Trematomus bernacchii (emerald rockcod) is the source of this 3238-nucleotide messenger RNA. Its product is annotated as L-amino-acid oxidase-like. NCBI's taxonomy places the organism in Eukaryota, Metazoa, Chordata, Actinopteri, Perciformes, Nototheniidae. The record is from RefSeq and is a predicted model, not a curated record. Gene Ontology annotation, molecular function: L-amino-acid oxidase activity; polyamine oxidase activity. The transcript has 9 exons. Gene Ontology annotation, biological process: amino acid catabolic process. The coding region runs from base 109 to 1695 and encodes 528 amino acids.